This is a messenger RNA of Colletes gigas, 1233 nucleotides long. RefSeq lists its product as uncharacterized. The record is from RefSeq and is a predicted model, not a curated record. The transcript has a single exon. The coding region runs from base 14 to 907 and encodes 297 amino acids. Lineage: Eukaryota; Metazoa; Arthropoda; Insecta; Hymenoptera; Colletidae.
UAGCGUAAAAGAAAUGUUCAAUCACUCGAUUGAUAAAUAUGGAAUACAAUAUACGCGGUAUAUUGGCGAUGGCGAUAGUGCCACAUAUAAAGGCAUAUUAAAUUUAGACCCAUACGAUAUCCCAGUGGAAAAACUAGAGUGCUACUUACACGUACAAAAAAGAAUGGGAACGCGAUGCCGCAAUUUAAAAAAGCAAACCAAGGGCUUAGGAGGAAAAAGUAAGAGUACGGUGAAACUAACCGAAAAAUUAAUUAAUAAAUUACAAAAAUACUAUGGAUUGGCGAUUACCAGACACCAAGAUAAUGUUGACGAAAUGUAUAAGGAAAUUUGGGCCACAUUUUUUCAUUUGUGUUCGACUGACAAGAAUCCAAACCAUGGAAACUGCCCAGCAGGCGCGGAGAGCUGGUGCACAUAUCGCAGAGCAGAGGCUCAAGGAUUAGACAUGUCGAUAUUCCAACACAACUAUCGUCCUUUAGACCCACAGGUUGAAGAAGCUCUGAAGCCAAUUUAUACGGACCUAAGUAGACGUGAUUUAUUAGACAGGUGCAAGGGUCGAAACACCCAAAAUAACAAUGAAAGUUACAAUGCCUUGCUUUGGCACUUUGCUCCAAAGCACCUCCACAAUGGUUUAAAAACCAUUGAACUUGCCAAUUUUCUGGCUGUUGGAAUCUUUAAUGAUGGUUUUCAAUCUAUAUUGAAAAUUUUCCAAAUAAUGAAAGUUAUUAUUGGUCCCAUUGCAAAGGAGUAUGCCGACGAGAGAGAUAGGAAUAGAAUUUACCGAGCGCAGUUACGACAUCAGGCUGCUUCAAAAGAGAGUCGAGCAGCUCGAAGGAAAGCUACAGCGGCCCAGCAGGUACUUUUUGAGGAAGAGGAAGGUCCAUUAUAUGGAUACGGAAUAGCAGAUUAACUUUUACUAUGGUAAAUAUCGUUUUGUCACAAUGAAAUCAGUAACUUUAACUUUAUACGCGUUUUUCUCCAAACGGUAUAUUUCAAAUUUGCUGCAGCUCUAACUUGAAUACAAAUUAUUGUAUCGACUCGAAACUUUUUGCAGUGUAUUCAGUAUAUGUUGUGUCAUACCAUGAACUAGGAUUUUUUUGAUUGGAUGAAAAAUAUCAAUUUGGCAUUAAAAAAACCAUCAUUUUUUUAGGUUAAAUUCACAAUUUUUUUUAAAACUUCGCCAUUUUGUCAAAUUUUGAUAUUUUUCAAAAAUCCUAGUUCAUGGUACGGAGAAUA